Symbiodinium sp. CCMP2592 is the source of this 1455-nucleotide messenger RNA. NCBI's taxonomy places the organism in Eukaryota, Dinophyceae, Suessiales, Symbiodiniaceae. The record is from the annotation of a GenBank genome assembly.
AUGGCUUCAGCUUGCCACAGUUGGAUUUCACUGGAUAUCGUAUCUUGGAGCGCAGCCAUUAGUGCCUGUGAGAAAGCAGGUCAAUGGCUGCAGGCCCUCUCCUUAUUUCGGAUGGUUCAGGCAAGUUUGAGCCCCAACUCGAGCCCCAACUCCUUCACACAUUCUGCAAUUCUCAGCUCGUGUGAGAAGGCUUCACGAUGGCAGCAGGCUAGCCAACUCCUGAAUUUGCAGAAGUUUUCGCUUGGGCGAUUCGAGACACUUCACUGCAACUCCGUUCUCAGCUCUUGCAGGACUAGUGGCUCAUGGAAAGUUGCCCUUGAGUUCCUCCAGGAUCUGAGCAAUCUCUCUGGCCUGAGAGCGAACAGCAUCUCCUUUAAUUCAGUUCUCCGGUCACUGCUAUCCGACGAAGGCUUGAAUCGUUGGCAAGAUGGCCAGCUUCUUUUGCAACGACUUCUUGCUGAAAGCAUGCAGGCGUCUGUCAUCACUGGGAACACGCUGAUGUCUUUGUACGACAAAGCAAAAAAGUGGAGCCAUGCGCAAGAUCUUCUUGCUCACCAGCUCUCCUUCUACGGCCUGCCGGUGGAUAUCAUGGCAUGCAAUGGAGCACUGAGUGCCUUCGAGAAGGGUAGUCAGUGGACCCGGGCGCAACGGCAGCUGACGUGCAUGUUGAAAUGUGGUCCCCAACCUGAGAUUGUGACCCUUGGCGGAUCCAUUGCUGCCUUGGGUGCUGCCCAGCUUUGGGAGCACUCCCUGUUGCGCUUCGGUAGCAUGAGUGAAUUCAGAUUGAAGGCCAAUAGCGUAACGUUCGGUGCGGUACUAAAUGCCUGCGACAGAGGGCAGAGCUGGAAAGCUGCAUUGGCUUUGGUACUUGCUGCGAGGCGCGAUACCGCAGAACUAGGUGCUGUGGAGUUUAACUCUGCGAUCACGGCUUGCAGCUCCAGCCACGUGACGGAUCAUGCGCUCGCAUGUGCCCGAGAGAUGCUGAUUCGCAGGAUUAUGCCGGACCGCGUUACCUGCAAUGCUUUGCUCGCACUGUACGGACGCGCUGGCAUGUGGAACGAGGCUAUCGGCCUGUUGCGGCAGACGACGCUUGUGCCGGGUCUGACGUUGCCGCCGCUCGCACCAGACGUGCUGAGCUACAGCGCGGCUCUUGCUGCGUGCGCGAAGGGCUGUCGGCCAUAUGAAGCAGAAGGUCUUCUGACGACCGCGAAGUCUUCGCGCAUAGCCUUGGACUUGCCAGCAAUCAGCAAUGCAGUAUCUUCCUUUAGGCAGGCUAGCCUCUGGCAGCAAGCUUUGGGCUUGGCGCUGGCCAUGGACUCCAUGGAUGCAGUUCUGUUGGAGUUGGCUUCGGGCGCAGCGGAAGUUGGAGGUUGUCCCACUUCCGCCGUCGAGCUCCUGCAUGCGGCGGCUUCGACCGCCCAUCUCGGGAUUCGGGGUGCUAGCAGUAGCUGCUAG